Messenger RNA from Knipowitschia caucasica, 1233 nucleotides. NCBI's taxonomy places the organism in Eukaryota, Metazoa, Chordata, Actinopteri, Gobiiformes, Gobiidae. The record is from the annotation of a GenBank genome assembly.
AUGGCGUACAUUGAGAGGCCAGUCAAGACAGCAGGAGCUGGGGUAUUUCUAGAGCUUAGGAAAAGACUUCAGAGUGGUCUACUUAUUGUAAGAAAAGACCUGGUUCACAAUUCUUCAGAUGUCAUUGUUACUGGAGGAGAUUCCACUCUCUACGUCCGAGCACCUGAAGUCGCGCUAACCCUGGCACUACCAGCAGGGGUCGCCUUUGAGCCGGGAUCUGUCGUACCAACAUCAGCAGGAGAGCACAGUGAAGAGGAGCUGCACUUCAGGCUCCGCAUUUCUGCCUCUCAGCACAAAGAAGCUUCUGACAAGGUGAUGGAGACACUCCGGGCUAAAGAGACUUAUUGCUUCCACUGCCAGAGCUGCAUGAGCAGGCUGCUGGAGGACCGGUUGUUCCAGCGAGUCCUUCCUCUUCCAAAUGGAAACUGGAAUGCUAUUGUGGAUGAAUGGUGUUGUCAUCCAGAUCCCUUCGCUAACAAGAAGUUGCUGCCUCGGGCAGAGGACUGUUUACUUGGCGAUACCUUUAUACUUUUAGCCAGAGAUGGGAGCUGUGAACACACCCUUACUGAGGAAAUAGCUCCGGUUGGAACCAAAAACAGCCUGGAUUCCAAGAAACCAUGCCGCAGACUGAAAGUCAUCUCAUGUAAGAGCUGUUCAUCUGAACUGGGAGAAGCAGUAGCACCAGAGACCCUAAAGCUCUACGUCACACAGGUGAUUGUGGAACGAGCUGUUGGGGACAGAACGCCAGAUUCACUUCACAGAUCUCUUUUCUUGGAGAGAAUAGUCGCAGACAGAUUGCAUGAGCUUUCAAACUCUCUGAGCACAUUCCACUUUUCUGUUCAGACACCUGAUGGAAAGGCAUUUUUAUUGAUUUGGCUUCUGAACAGUGACUCCAUUGUAGCAUCAGUCCCAUGGUCACACAUCAAAAGUGAGGGGUCGGACUCAGACCCUCUCAGUCCUCCUCUCAGCAUCACAAGAGCCUUGAAACUGCUCUAUAUCUCCUGCUCUGACACUGGCAUCCAGCAGAGAGAGAUGUUGACUAACUGGGAGGCGAACUCAGUGGGACAUGCACUUGUGCUCCCGGUGAAAGUGUGUGAAGAGCUGCAGCAAGUGAUGGACGAGAGCAACGCCACACUGCCCCUGUCUCUGCGACGCAUGCAGUCCUAUCAGGUGGCGUAUCUCAGGCUUUGCGUUCCAAAGGACUGGUCUGAAGAUGAAGCGCCACGUGGUUAA